Molecule: messenger RNA, 2553 nt
Organism: Dipodomys ordii (Ord's kangaroo rat)
Lineage: Eukaryota; Metazoa; Chordata; Mammalia; Rodentia; Heteromyidae
Gene: Cdc16
Product: cell division cycle 16
Exons: 19
Coding region: 88-1950 (620 amino acids)
Biological process (GO): cell division
Molecular function (GO): protein binding
Source: RefSeq, a predicted model, not a curated record
GCGGCGGGCGUGGAUCUUCGGCCGCCGGAGGAGCGCGGGCCGGCCGUGGAGUUUAGCGUACGCGGGCGUUCGGUUCGUCUCGCGGCCAUGAACCUGGAGCCUCUGCGGAAGCGCGUCCGGCAGUAUCUGGAUCAGCAACAGUAUCAAAGUGCUCUUUUUUGGGCAGACAAAGUAGCUUCGCUCUCUCAUGAGGAGCCCCAGGAUGUUUAUUGGUUGGCUCAGUGUCUCUACCUAACAGCGCAAUAUCACAGAGCAGCCCAUGCACUUCGGUCUCGAAAAUUAGACAAAUUGUAUGAAGCUUGUCGUUACCUUGCAGCUAGAUGCCAUUAUGCUGCAAAAGAACACCAGCAGGCUCUUGAUAUUCUUGAUAUGGAGGAACCAAUUAACAAAAGACUUUUUGAGAAAUACUUGAAGGAUGAAAGUGGCUUGAAAGACCCCUCUAAUGACUGGGAAAUGUCACCAUCCUCAAUAAAGAGUUCCAUUUGUCUUCUGCGAGGGAAGAUAUAUGAUGCUCUAGAUAACCGAACCCUAGCUACCUACAGUUAUAAAGAAGCUUUGAAGCUUGAUGUCUACUGUUUUGAAGCAUUUGAUCUUUUAACAUCACACCACAUGUUAACAGCACAAGAAGAAAAAGAACUUCUUGAGUCACUUCCUCUUAGCAAGCUUUGUACUGAAGAACAGGAAUUACUACGAUUUCUAUUUGAGAACAAGCUUAAAAAGUAUAAUAAGCCUAGUGAAACUGUCAUCCCUGAGUCUGUAAAUGGCUUGCAAGAAAAUCUGGAUAUGGUAGUGUCUUUAGCUGAGAGACACUAUUAUAAUUGUGAUUUUAAGAUGUGCUACAAACUUACUUCUGCUGUAAUGGAAAAAGAUCCUUUCCAUGCAAAUUGUUUGCCUGUACAUAUAGGGACCCUUGUGGAAUUGAAUAAGGCAAAUGAACUUUUCUAUCUUUCUCACAAACUGGUGGAUUUAUACCCUAGUAAUCCUGUGUCUUGGUUUGCAGUGGGAUGUUACUAUCUCAUGGUUGGUCAUAAAAAUGAACAUGCCAGAAGAUAUCUCAGCAAAGCUACUACACUUGAGAAGACCUAUGGGCCUGCCUGGAUAGCCUAUGGACAUUCAUUUGCUGUUGAGAGUGAGCAUGACCAAGCAAUGGCUGCUUACUUCACAGCAGCCCAGCUGAUGAAAGGGUGUCAUUUGCCAAUGCUGUAUAUUGGAUUAGAAUAUGGUUUGACCAAUAACUCCAAACUUGCUGAAAGAUUCUUUGGCCAAGCUCUGAGCAUCGCACCAGAAGACCCCUUUGUCAUACAUGAGGUGGGGGUAGUUGCAUUUCAGAAUGGCGAAUGGAAAACUGCAGAAAAAUGGUUUCUUGAUGCCUUGGAAAAAAUAAAAGCAAUUGGGAAUGAGGUAACAGUUGACAAAUGGGAACCUUUGUUGAACAAUUUGGGACAUGUCUGCAGAAAACUUAAAAAAUAUGCAGAGGCAUUGGAUUACCACCGGCAAGCAUUGGUAUUAAUUCCUCAAAAUGCAUCCACCUAUUCUGCCAUAGGAUAUAUCCAUAGCCUAAUGGGAAACUUUGAAAAUGCUGUGGACUAUUUCCACACAGCCCUUGGUCUUAGGCGAGAUGAUACCUUUUCUGUUACAAUGCUUGGUCAUUGCAUUGAAAUGUACAUUGGUGAUUCUGAAGCUUAUAUUGGAGCAGACAUUAAAGACAAAUUAAAGUGUUAUGACUUUGAUGUACAUACAAUGAAGACACUGAAAAACAUUAUUUCACCUCCGUGGGAUUUCAGAGAAUUUGAAGUAGAAAAACAGACUACAGAAGAAACAGGACUUGCACCACUGGAAAACUCCAGGAAAACUCCAGAUUCCAGACCUUCCUUGGAAGAAACCUUUGAAAUUGAAAUGAAUGAAAGUGACAUGAUGUUAGAGACAUCUAUGUCAGAUCAUAGCACGUGACCCAGGACCGGGGGCCUUGCCUUAAGAGACAGGAUCUACAGCAGGUGUGUUCUGAUUUUUGGUUAUAUGUAGCUGAAUAAAGAGGUAAACUGUCCAUUAUGUCUUUUUCUCUUCCAACCUGUAUCUAUUUUGAUAUAAUUUUGGAUUUAUAGAAAACAUGCCUUGUUUCUCCAUUAAUAUCUUUUGUUAUAAGUUGUUAUGGCUAAGAGAUUGACAUUGGUAUGUUGCUAACAAAACUCCAUUUUUCCCCAAGAUCCUUUUUUUCGUCUCACUUGAUUUUUUUUAUUAUACUUUAUUUGGUACUUUUUCUUAUGCUUCCUUGCACAUUUUUAGGUUUUUCUUGAUGGUUACCUUGUAGGGUAUAACACCUUAACCUAAGUCCAUUUAGUUUCAGUAUUGUAAAAACUUUCUGCUGCUAUUCAAAUCCCUGCCUCUACCUUUAACAUGUCAUGAUCAAAGAGGACUUCCUGUUGUGUGUACAUUGUUUGCCCUUAACAAUUAUAAUUGCUGUCUUAUCACUUGCCUUUUAAGUCUUAUAGGAAAAUAGUACAGCCGGGCACCAGUGGCUCAUGCCUGUAAUCUUACCUGCCCAGGAGGCAGAGA